AUGGCGACAGCGUGCGACCACGACGCGCCGACGACGCGCCCCCCUUUGGAGCUGCCGUCGUCCUUUGACACUGCCCUCUGCCUGGUGCCCCCGAGCCACCUAUGGCCACGUCUCGACCGCAUCCGCAGCCUCUAUGACCCGGCGCAUGCGAAAUGGCCGCCUCAUGUGAACCUCCUUUACCCGUUUGUGCCGCCAGAGCUACUUCCCGAUGUUGCGCGCCUCCUGUCCGAGGCACAUCUCGAGCGAGUCAGCAUCAACCUGUCUGUUGCAGAUGCCUUCGUCCACAGGAAGCACAACUCCGUCAUCCUCCGCCCGGCUGAGCCUGACGCCGUCUCGUGCCUCCGCAGCCAGGCCUGUAGCGCGCUGGGCUGGCCGCCAAGCCAUGUCUAUCGGCCUCAUAUGACCGUCGGUCAAACCACGGACGUUCAGUCGGAUGCCCACCGCUUUCUGCUUGAAAAGGCGCAGUUGCUGGCCCCCGUCACCUGGGACGUCGCAUGGCUUGCCAUCAUGGUACGGGACCCCUCGUCGCGGCGCAUGAUGCCUUGGGCCCAGCUCCACCUUAACCCUCGUCGACUGCAGCGCCCUGCGCAGGUCGUCGACUUCCCGGUUCCCAUCCCCGACACUGGUGUGCAUGGCAGCUCGGCGGCCGCCCAGUCGCAGACCACAUACCACUUUCAAUCCCCUGAACGCGGCUGGGAGCCGCUCCCGGUCGCUGCUCAUACCGCCACCGACGAAACCCAGAGCUUGGUCGUGGCCUCGUACAAUGUGCUCGCCGAGUUCCAAUGGCCCCCGAACCCAUCCCGAUACCCCGGUCUCAUCACGAACAUCCUCUCUGCGAGGGCAGCGGCAGACAUUCUCAUCCUCCAAGAGGUUACGGACCACUUCCUGCCGUCUCUCCUCAACAACAGCCAAAUUUGUGCGCGCUAUCCUUUCUCAACUCAUGGCCCUGCCUUGUUCGGCCCACUUCCCAGUCUUCUCAAUGUUGUCGUCCUAAGUAGGCUCCCGUUUCGGUGGGAAUACCUCCCUUUCCAGCGAAAACACAAGGGCGCCGCCGUCCUAUGCUUCCCUACCCUUGGCUCUCACGCGCAGAAUGGAGCCCAUCCGCCGCUCGUCUUCGCGGCCUGUCACUUGACACAAGGCUUGGUUGACGGGGCUGUGGUGGCCAAGAGAAACGAGUUGCAGAAGCUUUCGAGGUACCUGUCUGACCACUACCACGCUCAUCCCUUGAUCGUCGCCGGCGACUUCAACAUUGCCACGUCCUCGUACUCAAUCGACUCGGCGCGGCAAAAGCAAGACCUGUCCUCUCACGGGCUCCAAUGUCUUGCCGAUAUCCAAUCGCUGUUCAACCAAGUCGGACUUGAGGAUGCCUGGCUCCUUACCAGGGUUGGCAUUGGAGAAUCCUCAAGCACCAGCCGACAUCUCAUGCCACCUCAAAAUCUGCACGAGGGCGAAGAAGGCGCAACUUUCAACCCACUGACAAACCAGUUAGCUGCGCGGUCAGUCGGCAGUGGAACAAACAACAGGCCGCAGAGGUAUGACCGAAUCCUGGUGAGCUCCAGCCUAGCGCUGCGCCCAUGUGGUUUCAACAUGUUUGGGGACGUCUGCCCGGAAGCCAGUGACCACUGGGGCAUUCGCUGUCUUCUCCAGCGCCCGGUGACCGAACGGCCACCGGCCGAAGCAACUUCUGCGCGCCAUGUUCCUAUGCGUUUGGUCAGAGCGCCAGUCACCCUUGGUGGUGCCAACGAGAUCAAAGACGCGCUGUCCUCCCACGGCUGCCUGCCUGGACAUGCAGAGGAGGCUCUUCGACAACAAGCGCUCGCAUUGCUUGAAGGGAUUUUGCUGGCCAAGGACGCUCAGGAGUCGGGAGAGGGCUCGCAGCCACGAACGACAUUGGUGCUUGUCCCGGUCGGCUCGUUCGGACUGGGCGUAUGGACAACCUCCUCGGAUAUGGACUGCCUGUGCAUUGGGAGCAUGAGCCCUAAAGUCUUCUUCGCUGUCGCUUCACAGAGGCUGAAGAAGGCGGCAUCACAAGGCGUCCAAGUCUUGCGGCGGGUGAAGGCCAACACAGGCACCAUGCUGGAGGUUGAUGUACGUGGAAUCAAGUUUGACCUCCAGUACUGCGCCGCGGGUGCUCUAGCCCAGAAUUAUCCCGACAUUCUGAAGCGCCCGGCUUCCGAUCCCGCAUUCGUGCUGCCAGUCCAAACCCUCGCCAAGCUCAAGCCUGCGAGGGACCUUUACUAUCUUCGGCGAUCCAUACCUGACAUGGCACAGUAUCGCCUUGCACACCUCCUUGUCAAGGAAUGGGCCAAGUCGCGGGGCCUGUAUGCGGCAAAGCUUGGUCUGCUGGGAGGCAUUCACAUAACAGCCAUGCUUGUUCCCAUCUGCAAGCUUUUGACUGCCGCACACAACCCACUUUCUACAGCUGACAUCUUGAUAUCCUUUUUUUACCACUAUGCCAACUUUGACUGGGAGUCCAACUUGGUGUUCGACACUCAUUUCCACAAGGACCUGAGAUACCGCCGCGCAGCUCGGGAACCACUUUACCUGGACCGCAAGGUUCCCGCUCUCAGGGCUCGGAUCUGGCCAGAGAGAUUCGCCGACAAAGCAAGCAGUACUUCGGCCGCGACAGAGCGUGAUGGAUGCUACCUAAUUGGUCUGGAAUGGCGCGACAGCGGCGCUGCUGACAAGUCGAAGGAAGAGUCUAGGGACGCCAGGCGUCUGCUUGAGACCGCGCUUCGAGGAUUUGAGGCUCGAAUGCAAGGGGACGACAAGUACUACGACAAAUCUUGCUGUUGGUUGCUGGUAUCCGAGGCUCACGGCAAGGAUGUGCGCAGCCUGCAACUAGAAUCGGCCGGCUUCAGCCCUGAUGAGUGCGGCGACACAGACUCGGAGGGAGACUCUGACACCGACGCAGAUGACGAGGCUGAUAACUGCAUGGAUGGGCAGUACGGGGGCGCGCCAGCAGGCAACGCCAGCGAAGUGAAGAUGCCCGACCCGCAGCAGUCAGUGAGUAAGCCGAACAGCCGUGGCAAGCUUCGCUCAGCGUCCGACGUCAUGCACCGCCUCCGGUGGGAUGCUGCCAUAGACGCUGGAGACUACAUGGUGGGAUACGAGGAUCGAUUCACUGGGGCAAGGGAGAAGCCGUUGGUGCAGUGGAAGUCUGAACAGACAGACGAAGAGUUUAUCCCGCAGCACCGGAUUCUUUAUUUCAGGUGUAGAAGCACCGGGGACAUCGUCUGGGAACGCCGGACGCGUACGGAUCAUGUGUUUGGAAGCGGAACUAGCCUACACGAGGGUACUUAG
Molecule: messenger RNA, 3303 nt
Organism: Purpureocillium lilacinum
Lineage: Eukaryota; Fungi; Ascomycota; Sordariomycetes; Hypocreales; Ophiocordycipitaceae
Cellular component (GO): nucleus
Molecular function (GO): poly(A) RNA polymerase activity
Source: RefSeq, a predicted model, not a curated record